This is a messenger RNA of Phaeoacremonium minimum UCRPA7, 1392 nucleotides long. RefSeq names its product putative dihydrolipoyllysine-residue acetyltransferase component-pyruvate dehydrogenase complex protein. Gene Ontology annotation, cellular component: pyruvate dehydrogenase complex. NCBI's taxonomy places the organism in Eukaryota, Fungi, Ascomycota, Sordariomycetes, Togniniales, Togniniaceae. The coding region runs from base 1 to 1392 and encodes 463 amino acids. Gene Ontology annotation, biological process: pyruvate decarboxylation to acetyl-CoA. The transcript is spliced from 2 exons. Gene Ontology annotation, molecular function: dihydrolipoyllysine-residue acetyltransferase activity. The record is from RefSeq and is a predicted model, not a curated record.
AUGCUCGGCCCCGUCCUCAGGAGGCGCGUCCUCCAGCAGCGCACCACCCUCCGCUUCGUCCUCCCCUCUACCUCGAGCCUGUCAAGAUGGUACGCUUCCUACCCGCCGCACACCGUCGUCAAGAUGCCCGCCCUGUCCCCGACCAUGACCGCCGGAAACAUUGGCGCGUGGCAGAAGAAGCCCGGUGACUCCAUUGAGCCCGGUGAGGUCCUCGUCGAGAUCGAGACCGACAAGGCCCAGAUGGACUUUGAGUUCCAGGAGGAGGGUGUGCUGGCAAAGAUCCUUAAGGAAUCAGGCGAGAAAGAUGUCCCAGUUGGCAAUCCCAUCGCAGUUCUAGUCGAGGAAGGUACCGAUGUGAGUGCGUUCGAGGGUUUCAAGCUCGAGGACGCCGGAGGCGAUGCUGCCAAGCCCGCGCCCAAGGAGGAAUCCAAGUCUGAGGAGAAGUCCUCAGAACCCGCACCGGCUCCCGAACCCGCACCGGAGCCUGAGGACACCGACACUUCUGGCAAGCUACAGACCUCUCUCGACCGCGAGCCCAACAUUUCUGCUGCUGCCAAGCGCCUAGCGAUCGAGAAGGGCGUCAAGCUCGAGGGUCUCAAGGGCACUGGCGAGAAGGGCAAGAUCACCGAGGAGGACGUUAAGAAGGCGUCUUCAGCUCCCGCUGCUGCUGCCUCUGCCCCCGCGGGUGCCGCGUACGAGGAUAUUCCCAUCACCGGCAUGCGCAAGACCAUUGCCAACCGCCUCAAGCAGUCCACCCAGGAGAACCCGCACUACUUCGUCACCUCUGCCAUCUCCGUGAGCAAGCUGUCCAAACUUCGACAGGCUCUCAACAACUCAUCCGAGGGCAAGUACAAGCUUAGCGUCAAUGACUUCCUCGUCAAGGCUAUCGCCAUUGCCGCCAAGAAGGUUCCUGCUGCCAACUCAUCGUGGCAGGAUGGAUUCAUCCGCCAGUACAACACUGUUGACGUCUCCGUCGCUGUUGCCACUCCCGUCGGCCUGAUCACCCCCAUCGUCAAGAACGCCGACUCUAAGGGCCUAGAGACCAUUUCCAACUCUGUCAAGGAGCUCGCUAAGCGUGCUCGUGAUGGCAAGCUCAAGCCCGAGGAGUACCAGGGCGGUAGCAUCUCCAUCUCCAACAUGGGUAUGAACCCGGCGGUCGAGCGCUUCACUGCCGUCAUCAACCCCCCUCAGUCCACUAUCCUCGCCAUCGGCGCUCCCCAGAAGGUCGCCGUUCCCCUGGAGAACGAGGAUGGCACAACCGGUGUUGCCUGGGAUGAGAAGAUCAACAUCACCGCCAGCUUCGACCACAAGGUCGUUGACGGUGCUGUCGGCGCCGAGUUCAUGCGCGAGCUGAAGAAGGUGAUUGAGAACCCUCUGGAGCUGCUGCUGUAA